Molecule: messenger RNA, 738 nt
Organism: Ramularia collo-cygni
Lineage: Eukaryota; Fungi; Ascomycota; Dothideomycetes; Mycosphaerellales; Mycosphaerellaceae
Exons: 1
Coding region: 1-738 (245 amino acids)
Source: RefSeq, a predicted model, not a curated record
AUGGUAGACGCAAUCGUCGGACUCGCCCUCUCCCUGGCGAUCGUGAUGCCCGUCGGAAUUUCGGUCACGACCGGGGUGGCCCAGGGCGUCAGCGAACAACACAAGCAAAAUGCCGAUGCAAGCAACCAAACUCGCAUGCUCAAAUUCCACCUCGACGUGUUACUUGACCCCGAACUGCGCUCUCCUAAAUAUUCUGCCCUCCACAAUUCGAUUAUAACGCUGCAUCAUGACAAAGUCUGGGUAGAUGUCAAGAAUCCCGCAACAAAUCUUCCGCUCGAAGGGAAAGAUGGGACUCCAGGCGCUCAUCCUUUCACGGGAUUCUACGUUGCCUACCCGGAUGAUCAGAGGAGCUAUACGAGAGGGUUGGUGAGCACGAUCAGCGUCGAUCCACCAAUGUUAAACUGGAUAUACAUCAACAAGGACACAUAUGAGGUCAAGUAUGCUUCGAGAAGUGGGAGUAUCAUGCAUCAUGUUGGAGACUUUGACUGGACGACAGAGGAUAAUGAGGACAGCAUGGUCAUCUUCAACAAGUUCGAAGGAUUCGUUGCAGUGGAAGAAGAGGAGGGAAAGUGGGCGUUAUACUUUGAUUACGACGAUGAUGGGUUUCAAGACAAGAGCAAGGGACGGAGAACAGUCGAGGUCCACCUGCAGCGACGAGUAUUGACGGGACAGGAGGUCAAUAAAUGGGGCUUGAAAGAGGAAGGAAAUAUUGGCUUUAGGAGCACGAGGGAGGUUUGA